This is a messenger RNA of Ambispora leptoticha, 921 nucleotides long. The record is from the annotation of a GenBank genome assembly. NCBI's taxonomy places the organism in Eukaryota, Fungi, Glomeromycota, Glomeromycetes, Archaeosporales, Ambisporaceae.
AUGGAAAAACAAGCAGUCAUUGAAGUUAAAAAUGUUAAUAAAAUUUAUGGUGGUAAAAGGGUUUUAAAAAAUGUCUCUUUUGAAGUUAAGCCAGGUAUUCAUGGUUUUAUUGGACCUAAUGGAGCGGGUAAAACUACUACUUUGGGAAUAAUCGUUAGAUUAUUAGUGGCCAAAGAUCCAAGUUUUAACGAACAUCUUGGUUUUGUUCCGGCGGAACCUUUGUUUCCUCCAAUAACCGUUGAAACUUAUGUGUUGGAUUGCGGUUAUUUGCGGGAUAUUCCCCAAGAGGAAGUUUUGGCUAAAUUAAACAGUUCUCCGUUGGCGGCUCAUAAGAAUAAAAAGUGUCACGAACUUUCUACGGACGAGCCUUUUAAUGGUUUAGAUCCUACUUUUCGAAAGGAUUUAUUUGAUAAUCUUAUCCACAUUAAAAAACAGGGAGGAACCAUUUUGAUUUCUACCCACAUUCUAUCUGACUUACAAAAAUUAGCCGAUGAAAUUACCAUGAUUAGAGAUGGUGAAAUUGUGUAUAGCGGACCAAAAACUGACGAUAUCGAAAAAACUUAUGAAGAUUACUUUGUUAAACAAAAAAAAGGAAUUUUACUGACAGGUCUAGCCAAUCGCGAAAAUCAUUCGAGAGAAAAUAAAGAAAAUUUACUUUCGCUACAUAAAUUGGUUUAUCAAGGCUAUUUUCUUAAAAGUGAGGAAACUAUUAAACAAAUGAAAGAGUAUUAUAUUGACAAAUCAGGCUAUUCUCCAAAGCGGGAAAAGAAAGCUCGUAAAGAUUUAGAAAAAGGUUUUAAUUUCAUUUUUGGUGAUUUAUUCGAAAAUCUAGGACUUCCUUUUAGAACUCCUUAUGACUAUAAUUUGGUUGAAUUUGCUUCUCCGCGGGGCUGGAAGGAAUUAAGCACUUAUCAAAUGUGA